Molecule: messenger RNA, 1017 nt
Organism: Empidonax traillii (willow flycatcher)
Lineage: Eukaryota; Metazoa; Chordata; Aves; Passeriformes; Tyrannidae
Product: interleukin-17C-like
Exons: 2
Biological process (GO): inflammatory response
Cellular component (GO): extracellular region
Molecular function (GO): cytokine activity
Source: RefSeq, a predicted model, not a curated record
GGCUGGCUGGGUGCCCUGGCGCUGCUGGGCGUGCUGGUGCUGUGCCAGGGGCUGCGGCGCCCCGGGGGUUCCCCGCACUCCCAUUCCGUGCUGUGCUACAGCGGCGCCGAGCUGGGGGACGAGGCCCCCGCGCAGCUCCUGGGGCGCAGCCUGCGCUGGGACCGCUACGUGCCCGUGCAGCUGGUGCCACAGCUGGAGCAGCUGGAGAGCACCAGGCACCGGCGGCACCGGCGGCACCGCCCGCACGCCUGCCCCACGCUGCAGUCCCGUGCCAGCCUCCGCAGCGAACCCAACGAGCGCUCCAUCUCCCCGUGGCGCUACCGCAUCGACGAGGACGAGAACCGGUACCCGCGCAAGUUGGCCUUCGCCGAGUGCCUGUGCAGCGGCUGCGUGGACGUCAAGACGGGCCGGGAGACGACGUCGCUCAACUCAGUGACCAUCCACCAGACCAUGAUGGUGCUGCGGCGCAAGCCCUGCCCACGCCCCACCGGGCUGGGUCUCGUUACCUUCGAGGUGGAUUAUAUCAAGGUGCCCGUGGGCUGCACCUGUGUCCUGCCCCGCACCAGGCGCUGACCCUCCCCUGCUCCCGUGGAGCCCCCAUAGUGUGACCAUGUCACCUCAUCCCCUCCACCUGUGCUUGUUUUAGAGCACCCACCCCCAGCCAGGGCAUCCUCCCAGCCCCUCACCUCAUUAUUUAUGAGUUAUUUAUAAGCCUUGCAGCCAGGGGACUUUUUUUACCCUGUAUUUAUUGCUGACUUCCACAGCUGUGACUCCGGGUCCAGCAUUGCUCCACAGUGCUCAAGACCCCUCGGCCGGACCCUGCGAGCGCUGCCUGGGCACUCGCUGGUUAUUUAUUCCCCCAAAAAGCUAUUUAUUGUCUCCUCUCUGUUUGCUAUUUAAUGCUGCAAAUAAAAGCUAACCUUUCCCAAAACGGUCCCUGCUCUGUUCCCAGUCAGGGCAGUGGGAUGUUAGGAACUGGGGGCACAUCCAUGGGUGGCCCGUGGAGCAAGGUAAGGC